AUGCUCCGAGAGUGGCUGGAAGGGCUGCUAGACCCCAAAGAUGAUACGACCCGCAACGCCCAGUACACUACCGAGAGCGAGGCACUUUGGCUCGCUGUCGCCGAAGCCGAGAAUGGGGGCUUCGAGUUCCUCGACCAUCAGCGGUACCCUCAAGCUGUCGACGAACACCGACAACGACAUUCCCUGCCGCCGGACACUGACUGUUACCCCAUGCUGGCAUCUUUCACGGGAAACUCGGGCGCCGGCAAGAGUGCCCUCAUCAAUCUCCUCAUGAUGCACCCCUGGGAUCGCGCCAAUCGCUUGGGCGGGAAACAGCAACCGGAGGAGCAGAUGAUUCCCGUCAUUGGCAUCAAGGAAGGCUCCGUUGCGACAUCGACAGACAUCCAUCUUUGUUGCGACCCCAUUCCCACCGACAAACGCCGGCCACUCCUCUUCGCAGACUGCGAGGGGUUUCAUGCCGGCGAGUCGGACCCAGCGGCUCUCCGACAAGCAAAAGAACGGGGCCAGAGCAGCAUCAGGGCUCUCGGACGCACCAUCCGGUCUUUGAGCUAUCCUGGAAUCCAGGAAGGCCGGCAAGCUGCCGUGGCGGGCCUUUACCCGAAGCUGUUGUAUAACAUGGCAGAUGUCUUCGUUCACGCCAUCGAUGCUACUUCUGUCAAAUCGCUGGAGGAAGACAUUGCUAGCAUGCUUCAAUGGGCCCAAAGCUCCCAGAAGGCUGCUGUCAACCGAGCCAUCCUGCCGCACCUCAUUAUUGUCCUUAACCGGUCAACCACAGACGGCGACUGGGACCCUGCCGCCAAAACAGCCAAGAUCUUCCACGAACAGAGUAGAUCUCUGGACAGCAACAAGGUGAUUAGGGAGGAGCGACAGCGACUUGACGGCCUUGGUCAGAAGAUCAACACAUUGGAGGAGCUCCUGAACUUCUCAUACGCCUCCGUUAGAUUCAUCAAGCUUCCGCCAUCUACCCGACCCGUCCGCUCGACGCCAUGGCCUCUGGACAUAGAGAAGGAGGCGAGACUACGUACGAGGACUGGGUUGCGCGAGCCUUGGACAAGUUUCUUGACACUUGCUGCCCCUGCGAGUUUGAACGACAAGAAUAUUUCGUGUGUCAAUAAGCGGCUGGGCCAUGGCGAGAAGCACCAGAACGCCCGGGGAGCGAGCAUAGGGAUCGGUGGCUGGAUGUCGCUCCUUGCAGACUCCAUUCGGGACCUUUUCCUCCCAAAACUGAGGGAGCAUUGGAAGGACAUCCUGCAUCAGAUCGGCAAUGUCGACGCAAGCUCCAGGCGCGGCAGUAUCGAGACCUUGCAUCGAGAGCACGUGCGCGAACUGUUCAAAGUCGUUCCGCAUCCCGAAAAAUCGGAGCCCUUCAGCUGCGUUUGGUGCAUGGGGUAUGCCUCGCACGAGACUCUGCCCUGCGGGCACAGAAUAUGCAAAACCCGCAUUCCGUCAGCGGGCGACCAGUUUGCCGGCGACUCGAGAGUCACAGAGAUCAAGAACUGCGACCUACAUAAGUCCCCCAAAGCAUUCCCCGCCUUCCGCGUCUUGAUACUUCCCAACCACGUCGGCCGUCGCAUACUCACUCUCGACGGGGGUGGUGUCCGGGGGCUAGUGGAGCUCGUUAUAUUGGCUGAGCUGACAAGGUCGAUGGGCGUAAAAAUAAAAAGAUUAUAUGACACGGGUGCCCUCCAGGAUCAGCUCCAAAGCGCACUUGGUAACCAGCUACUGUCUGGUGCCAGGACACAUAAUUGCGAUCUGGACCUUGUUGUUUCGCCGAAGGUUUUCGUUACCGCUGUCGAGCAAACGAGGCGCAAGUGUGCGAUACUCGCAACUAUCAUGCGUCCUCAGACGGAUCUUGGCGUAAGUCGAAUCCUCCAGGCUUCUUCGCAGCUAUUCGAUACCUAUGCUAGUGUGCGCACGCAAAUCCGGCCAACUAUUGACCUUGAACACCCCUGUUUGACUACAGCCCACCCCUUCCUCGUGCCAGGCCCAAACAACCCUCUUGGAGACUUCGCGGUCUGGGAGGCUGCUAGAGUCACGUCGGCAGCCACCAAAUACUUCAACUCGUUCCGAAAGAAGCACGGGUGGUUCUUUUGGGACGGAGCCCUGGCCGCCAACAACCCGUUCUUGAUCGCCAUAUUCGAACGUGCGCGCCUGUCUAUGGACUCGGAAGAGGCGGCAAACAUGGACAUGCUGCUCUCCGUCGGGACUGGGCGCGCCCCCGCAAGUGACGAGGAUAUUUCCGAGUACAAACUCCCCUGGGCCCACUUCCGGGGUAUGUUCAAGCUGCUGAAGUGGUUCAUGACAAAGGGCCUAGAUGCCGAGUUUGGCUGGAAUAGUCGCUCACCUGGCAUCAACUGGGAUACGAUAUACCCGAGGAGAUACUUCCGCCUCAACCCCGAGUUUACCUCAGGCGUUCCAGAGUUUGACGAUGUCGCAGCCGUGAAGGAGGGCGCCACGGAAGCUUCGACAAGGGAAUACCUAGCUGCGCCAGAGUGCAGGAUGUAG
Messenger RNA from Gaeumannomyces tritici R3-111a-1, 2505 nucleotides. RefSeq lists its product as hypothetical. The record is from RefSeq and is a predicted model, not a curated record. The coding region runs from base 1 to 2505 and encodes 834 amino acids. Gene Ontology annotation, cellular component: membrane. Gene Ontology annotation, biological process: arachidonate metabolic process. NCBI's taxonomy places the organism in Eukaryota, Fungi, Ascomycota, Sordariomycetes, Magnaporthales, Magnaporthaceae. The transcript has 6 exons.